This is a messenger RNA of Solanum pennellii, 3359 nucleotides long. Its product is annotated as probable LRR receptor-like serine/threonine-protein kinase At3g47570. The coding region runs from base 8 to 3250 and encodes 1080 amino acids. Gene Ontology annotation, molecular function: ATP binding; protein kinase activity; receptor serine/threonine kinase binding. Lineage: Eukaryota; Viridiplantae; Streptophyta; Magnoliopsida; Solanales; Solanaceae. The record is from RefSeq and is a predicted model, not a curated record. The transcript is spliced from 4 exons. Gene Ontology annotation, biological process: protein phosphorylation.
UACAGUUAUGGGCAGAAUUAGUUGCAUUGUCCUCUUUGGUUUUGCAGUUUUCAUUCUGAUUCAUAACCAAACUUCACUUGCUACUGUUCCUAAUAUUAGCACUGAUGAAGCUGCUCUCUUUGCACUGAAAUCACACAUUUCUUCUCAUCCUAACAGCAUCUUAGAAAGCAACUGGUCUUCGUCCAGCCCCGUUUGCAGCUGGAUUGGAAUCACUUGCAGCUCCCGCCACCAUCGAGUCACUGCUUUAGACAUUUCUAACAUGCAACUUCAUGGUACCAUUCCUCCACACAUAGGAAACCUCUCAUUUCUUGUUUCCCUCAGGGUCAAUUACAACGCUUUCCAUGGAAAUUUGCCAGCAGAGUUGGCUCAUUUGAAGAGGUUGAAAUUGAUUAAUGUUAGAAGUAAUAACUUCACUGGAGCCAUUCCAUCAUUUUUGAGUUUGUUACCAAACCUACACACUGUGACCCUCUGGAGCAACCAAUUUUCGGGGAAAAUUCCAUCUUCCCUCUUCAAUCUAACAAAGCUGCAAGUGUUGAGUUUGCAGAGUAAUUUUCUCGUAGGAGAGAUCCCUAGAGAAAUUGGUGAUCUUCGUUACCUGACUGUCCUAGACCUGCAGUACAAUCAGCUUACUGGCCCUUUACCACCAUCAAUAUUUAACAUUACGACAAUGCAAGUGAUUGCUCUAACCAACAACAAUCUUAGUGGAAAGCUUCCAACAACUAUAUGCGACCAUCUACCAAACUUGGAAAGGCUUUAUCUCUCAAGCAACUCCUUAGAUGGAGUUAUUCCAUCAAACCUUGAGAAAUGCAGAAAGCUUCACACAUUGUCAUUGUCAUUCAAUGAUUUUAUUGGAACUGUACCGAGAGAGCUAGCAAACUUAACGUCUCUUAUAACAUUAUUUCUUGGACAACAACACUUGGAAGGAGAGAUACCUGUGGAGCUAGGUAAUCUUAAGAAACUACAGAAGCUGGGAUUAGCCGAGAAUGAGCUUACUGGUUCGGUCCCUACAAGCAUUUUCAACAUAUCAGCACUGCAGGUCCUAAUACUUUCACUAAACAAGCUUUCAGGUACUCUACCUUCAGAUUUAGGUCGUGGAAUGCCGAACCUAGAAGAAUUUUACUGUGGAGGAAAUAGUCUGAGUGGUUUUAUCUCUGAUUCAAUCACGAAUUAUUCGAGACUGAAAAUGCUUGAUCUCUCAUUCAACAGUUUCACAGGUCCAAUUCCUAAAUCACUAGGUAAACUAGAAUACCUUGAGGCUCUAAACUUGGGAUACAAUAGUUUUACCAGCGAUUCAACAUUAAGCUUCCUUGCAUCAUUGAAUAACUGUAGGAAUCUAAGAAAUCUCUGGUUCUAUUAUAAUCCUUUGGAUGCCAUUUUUCCAGCAUCUGUUGGUAAUUUCUCCGACUCCUUGCACGGUUUUGAAGCAGAUGGUUGUAAACUUAAGGGCAUGAUUCCCAAUGAAAUUGGUAAACUUACUGGUUUGACAAAGAUGAGUCUAUCUAACAAUGAGUUCACCGGAUUUAUCCCGAAUACCAUCCAAGGCAUGUUGAGCCUUCAAGAACUUUACCUAGAUGGAAACAAGAUACAAGGACCCAUACCAGAUUAUAUGUGCAGUUUACAGAAUCUUGGUGCAUUGGACUUGUCACAAAAUAAAUUUUCUGGUUCCGUGCCACCAUGCUUAGGAAAACUUACCCGUUUGAGGAUACUUCAUCUAGAUUACAACAGGCUGGAUUCUAGAUUACCAGAAAGCUUGGGAAGCCUUACAGAUCUUUUAGAAUUUAGUGUUUCAUCCAAUUUAUUAAGUGGGCAAAUUCCAUUUGAAAUUGGUAAUUUACAGGCCGCAACAAUCAUUGAUUUGUCAAAAAAUGAUUUUUCUGGUACGAUUCCUACCACUCUAUGGGGUCUAGAUAAAUUGAUUCAUCUUUCUCUAGAACAUAAUAGACUAGAUGGGCCUAUUCCAGAUUCAUUUGGCAAAAUGUUGGCAUUGGAAUUCUUAGAUUUGUGCUAUAACAAUCUUGUUGGUGAAAUUCCAAAGUCAUUAGAAGCUCUUGUGUCUCUAAAAUACCUGAACUUUUCAUUCAAUAAACAAAUCGGAGAGAUUCCCACUGGUGGUCCUUUUUCAAAUGCCACAGCUCAAUCCUUCUUGUCUAAUGAUGCACUAUGUGGUGAUGCCAAGUUUAAUGUGACAAAAUGUGUCAUCCAAACACCCAAGACGAAAAAGGCUAACUUAGUUUUGUACAUCAGUUUGGGAGUGGGUAUGUUACUUCUUAUAUUAGCCCUUGCAUAUGUAUAUGUAAGAUUGCGAAAUACAAAAAAGAAUACAGGUCAAACAAAUGUGUCACCGUUAAAAGAGCAUGAAAGAAUUUCCUAUUAUGAAAUUGAACAGGCAACAGAAGGAUUCAACGAAACCAACUUGCUUGGUAAUGGGAGUUUAAGCACGGUCUACAAAGGGAUACUUAAAGAUGGUACCCUUUUUGCAGCAAAGGUAUUCAAUGUGCAAUUGGAGCGUGCGUUCAGAAGUUUUGACACAGAGUGUGAGAUACUCCGAAACCUUCGCCACAGAAAUUUGACCAAAGUCAUCACCAGCUGCUCCAACCUUGAUUUCAAAGCCCUAUUGUUGGAAUACAUGCCCAACGGGACACUUGAUAAAUGGUUAUAUUCUCAUAACUUAUUCUUGAACUUAUUGCAGAGAUUAAAUAUAAUGAUAGAUGUUGCAUCUGCAAUGGACUAUCUCCACAAUGGUCAUUCAACAGCUGUGGUGCAUUGUGACUUGAAGCCAACCAAUGUCUUGCUAGAUCAAGAAAUGGUUGCUCAUGUCAGUGAUUUUGGCAUCUCAAAAUUGUUAGGUGCAGGGGAGGCUUUUGUUCAGACAAGGAAAAUUGCGACCAUUGGAUAUAUUGCUCCAGAGUACGGACAAAAUGGAAUUGUAUCGACAAGUUGUGAUGUUUAUAGUUUUGGCAUCAUGAUGAUGGAGACGUUCACAAGAACAAGACCAAGUGAUGAUAUAUUUAUCGAAGGCUUGACCAUACAACGUUGGGUUAGUGAUUCCUUUCCAGGUGAAAUUCAUAAGGUGGUGGAUUCUAAUCUGGUACAGCCACAGGAUGAGCAAAUUGAUGCAAAGAUGCAGUGCUUGUUGUCUAUCAUGGAAUUAGCUUUGAGCUGCACUUUCGUGACACCCGAUGCAAGAAUUCCUAUCGAAAAUGCUCUUUCAACGCUGAAAAAUAUUAGGCUCCGGCUUGUCAGUAGUUGACACUAGGUGGAAUUGGACCGGCUUCUCUUGUAUGCUAUUUGAUUUACUAUGCCAGUUACAUUAAACUUUCAAUUUUGCUAAAGUACUUAAUUGUGUUUAUUUAGGGUUG